Messenger RNA from Rhipicephalus sanguineus (brown dog tick), 1785 nucleotides. RefSeq names its product tRNA (guanine(26)-N(2))-dimethyltransferase-like. Gene Ontology annotation, biological process: tRNA N2-guanine methylation. The record is from RefSeq and is a predicted model, not a curated record. Gene Ontology annotation, cellular component: nucleus. NCBI's taxonomy places the organism in Eukaryota, Metazoa, Arthropoda, Arachnida, Ixodida, Ixodidae. Gene Ontology annotation, molecular function: RNA binding.
GUUGCAGUCAUCCAAGAAUUCAUUGCCACUAGAAGGGAGGAGUUGGCCAAUGAGAAGACUGCUCAGAAUGUAGACCCUCAGGCAUAUAAAGUCAGUAUCCUCGAGGCCCUGGCGGCAUCUGGGCUGCGCUCCAUACGCUACGCACUGGAGAUCAGCGGUGUUGGCAAGAUACUGGCCAACGACUACUCCACGCAGGCUGUGGAAAGCAUGAAGGCCAACAUUGAACACAACAAGGUUGGCCACAUUGUUGUGCCAAACCGUGACGAAGCAGCGCUGCUAAUGCCAUGCCACAAAACGGAUCGAUUUGACGUGAUUGACCUUGAUCCAUACGGGAGCCCGGCUCCAUUCCUGGAUGCAGCAGUGCAGGCUGUACAAGACAGACUAGCAGACUACAGGAAGGUGUUUGUGGAGGAAGCAGUGCACAUAAUGAGGACUUGUGCCUGUCUCAGGGCGCUUUUGGUGACGUGCACGACAUGGCCAUCCUUGUGUGGGAACAGCAGCGAGACCUGUCGGGCAAAGUAUGGCGCAGUGUCACUCAACCAGUGCUGCCACGAAAUGGCGCUGCGUAUCAUUUUGCAAAGCAUUGAGUCGCACGCCAACCGCUACGGCCGCUACACCGUGCCGCUUUUGGCCAUCAGCGUCGACUUCUACGUAAGGGUGUUCGUGCGGGUUUACACCGGACCUGCCAAUGUGCCAUUCCCUUAUAGCAAGCUCGGCAUGGUGUACCAAUGCAGUGGCUGUGAGACGUUUUCACUCCAGCCAUUGGGGCGCUGUACAGAGAAAGGAAACAGCUUCAAGUUCAGUCCAGCUCUUGGUCCCCCUGUGGGUCUUACGUGCUCGCACUGUGGCCACAAGCACCACAUUGGCGGACCUGUUUGGAUCAACCCAAUGCAUGACGUUAACUUUAUCCAGCGGCUGAUCCGCCGUGUGACUGAAAGUCCCGAGCUUUAUGGUACAUCCAAGAGGAUGCUGGGCAUCCUUCACAUGCUUGACGAGGAACUCGAGGUACCCCUGUACUUUCUGCUGGACAGAUUGGCAUCCACCGUGCGUGUCUCAACACCGAGCAUGCUUAACUUCAGGUCAGCAUUGCUCAACGCCGGCCACCGCGUGUCCUUGUCACACGCGUGCAAGAACUCUAUCAAGACCGAUGCGCCCAUGGAUUUCGUCUGGGACAUCAUUCGAACUUGGAAACUCCAGAACCCAUCUAAAGGCCACUUGAGCCAGGUCGCUUUCGUUGGUUCAAUUGACAUUGAAUUAAUUGAAUUCAACUGUACCAUGUUGAGGAUUAGGAUUAGGAUAAGCAUUCAGACUGACAGGGCAGGGGUGACGGGUUCUGUAUUACAGUUGCCAGUGAACUUCUCCAUCCAUCCCGAUGCCAAUCCUUCGUCACGAGAGCAGCAGCUACUAAGGUACCAGGUGAAUCCUGAACCCUGCUGGGGCCCAAAGGCCAGGGCCAAGACCAGCCUGUGGGCAGACAGAGAAGUCGAGAAGAGCCGGAGGUUGCAGGGAAAGCGCAAGCUGAAGGAGGCACCAUCCAACGACACAUCCGACGAACCGUCCUCAGCCAAACUCUCGGCAGUGGCUGCAGGAGACAUUUCUCAUCAGACUGAGCAAGAGGAGACAAUGGAGUGCAGUGAUGUCGUUGAAUCUGAGGAGAAGCAGGACGCUAGUAAAAACCUAGAAACAAUCUCCGUCCUCAUGUAUUUUUCAUCAGUGAAGUGGGUGUGUAAGGAAGGAUGUGCUUGGCAGCAUCUAGGUGCCCCACCCUCCUCGAUGGGAGGGUGA